GAAGGCUCCCGGGGGCACAAAGAUGGCGCUGCCCGUGCUGAGAGGGUGUCACAGGGUUUCAUCAACACUGAAAAUUACUCGUCUGUUUUUAAAUGAGAGUCCCGUCCUGAACCGGGGUGGGAGACCGCGGCUGCCCCCCCCUCCCGCGCUGCGGCCGUUCAGCUCGGCCGCCGGCGGGCAGCAGAACCAGAACCAGAAGGUGGUGGUGUUCGGCAUCCCGAACCCCUUCAUCUGGGUCCGAACCCGGAUGUACUACUUCCUGAUCCGAGUCUACUUUGAUAAAGAGUUCAGGAUCGAAGAGUUCUCAGAGGGAGCCAAGCAGGCCUUCUCACAUGUUUCCAGACUGCUGUCCAAGUGCCAGCUGGAUGCUCUGGAAGGACUGGUGGCUAAAGACCUGAUUGGGAAGCUGGAGGAGAAGCUGAACCUAAUGCCAUCCAACUAUAAGAAGGCUCUGUCUGUGGAGCCGGAGGAGAUCAUGUACACCACUCCUGGAGACGUGAGGAUCUACUACCAUGAUGACGGGAGAACAUUUGUCAGCAUUCUGAUGCGUUUCUGGUAUCUGACAAGCGCACGUCUCCCUGAGGACACCAUGGAGGGAACGCGGGUGUUCCAGGUGGCGCUCGGUGAGGAGGGAAAAGCAGAAACUAAGAGACUCCUGAGUGCAAACUAUGAAUUCCAAAGGGAGUUCACUAAAGGAGUGGCUCCAGCCUGGACUAUUACAGGGAUAGAGCACUCCAAGCUUUUGGAUUAAGAUGCUUUUGAUUUGACGCAGUGUUGCUGAUUGAAGACAUUAACCCCCUCAGUAUUUGCCUUCAAAUUGAGUUUUUACUUUUGAAUCGCACAGAGCAAAUGAUGAUGCUUCUCCUCACAGGGGUGUCAGAGGAAAGCACCAGGACAAAGGUGGAGUCAGACACUGUUCACUGUAGAGAAGACACAUGGCAACCCCCCCCCCCCCCCAAAAAAAAACAUCAGAACUUGUCUGGUUUUGUAUAUUUAAGAGUGUGGCCAGAUUCAUGUAUACGUUAUUUUCAAAUAAUUUGUAAAUGUAAACUAUGAUGUUACCAUAUGGAGGGGCUUGUUCUUGAAAACUCUCAUCUUGUUUUCUAUUUUUGAAGAUUUGUUUCCAUAAAACAAUGUCUUUCUUUUUUUCAACACAACCCAUUACAGUCAACUGAUUCAUACAUAUAUGCAUGUACAUGUACAGGUGUAUAUAUACUGUAUGUACCUUGUGUAUACAUGUGUUUGCAAAGAUUAAGGCAGCUUGAUAAAGCUGCAGCAGACCUUUGAUUGUUUUAUUAAAGAUUUGAGAAAUGAAAAA
Molecule: messenger RNA, 1318 nt
Organism: Trematomus bernacchii (emerald rockcod)
Lineage: Eukaryota; Metazoa; Chordata; Actinopteri; Perciformes; Nototheniidae
Gene: maip1
Product: matrix AAA peptidase interacting protein 1
Exons: 5
Coding region: 23-751 (242 amino acids)
Biological process (GO): inner mitochondrial membrane organization; protein insertion into mitochondrial inner membrane from matrix
Cellular component (GO): mitochondrial inner membrane
Molecular function (GO): ribosome binding
Source: RefSeq, a predicted model, not a curated record